Molecule: messenger RNA, 717 nt
Organism: Mycosarcoma maydis (corn smut)
Lineage: Eukaryota; Fungi; Basidiomycota; Ustilaginomycetes; Ustilaginales
Product: succinate dehydrogenase assembly factor SDH5
Exons: 1
Coding region: 1-717 (238 amino acids)
Biological process (GO): mitochondrial electron transport, succinate to ubiquinone; mitochondrial respiratory chain complex II assembly; tricarboxylic acid cycle
Cellular component (GO): mitochondrion
Source: RefSeq, a predicted model, not a curated record
AUGACUAUCCGAAACGUGACGAGAGGCUUGCGAUGUACGCUUGCGUUUCGCACGCUCCCGAAUGCGCUUCCGGUGCAGGCGUCACUGUGUCGCGUAGAUUGCGCGUUGCUAUCCACGACAUGUGCUCGACGCAAGUCGGGUUUGAAAGCGGAUGGCUCGCGAGCGGAUCAAGCGGAAGCAGGAGCGUCGCAGUCGCUCGACAAGCAAUCUAGGACGUUGGACAGCGUGCGCGACGAUACGCUGUCAGACCCGUACCCUCUGCCAUUUUCGCCCGACAUUGUCGAGCUGAAUUCGGUCAAGACACGUGUCGAAGCAGGACUCGAGUCCAAGUGGUCCGGAGUGAAUCUGGCAUCAUCGCAACAGACGUUGAACCACAUUGAUGCGCCGAUGCGCGUGCCUGGUCGUGACUCGGAAGCGCGCGAAACCAAGAUCGCACGCCUCAUCUACCAAACACGCAAACGCGGCACUCUGGAAACCGACCUGCUACUCAGCACAUUCGCAAAGAAGGAACUCAAAAACCUGCCGGACGCUGAGCUCGACGAGUUCGACCGUCUCCUCGACGAGCCCGAUUGGGACAUCUUCUAUUGGUGCACGCAGAGAAAGCCCAUCCCUGCCCGCUGGGCACACAGCUUCAACACCGCCGGCAAACUCGGCCAUAGGUUGGUCGCACAUACCAGAAACGACGAAAAAGCCGUCCGAUGGAUGCCUGAACUCUAG